This is a messenger RNA of Formica exsecta, 1433 nucleotides long. RefSeq names its product odorant receptor 43a-like. Gene Ontology annotation, biological process: sensory perception of smell; detection of chemical stimulus involved in sensory perception of smell. Lineage: Eukaryota; Metazoa; Arthropoda; Insecta; Hymenoptera; Formicidae. The record is from RefSeq and is a predicted model, not a curated record. The transcript has 7 exons. Gene Ontology annotation, cellular component: plasma membrane. Bases 1 to 1209 code for a protein of 402 amino acids. Gene Ontology annotation, molecular function: olfactory receptor activity; odorant binding.
AUGGAUGGUUCUAAAUACUCCGGAUACCAAGGUGCUUACGACUUUGAAUGGGCGGUGAAAUUAAAUCGUAUCGUUCUCGACUUGAUCGGACUCUGGCCUAAAACCGCGCAAAGCCCGCGACAGAAGUUAUUGUGCGAUCUUCGUGUGCUCGUCGUUUUUCUGGGGGUAACUCUCGGCCUUCUGAUCCCUUCUAUACACUCUCUGAUAAGAAUUCACGGGGAUAUCAUGCUGAUGAUAGAUAAUUUACAAUUCACUUUACCAACCAUAAGCUGCUCGAUAAGAAUUGUGAUCUUUUGGUGGAAGAAAGAAGCUAUCAUACCGAUCAUGGACAUGAUCGCGGAAGAUUGGGUAAGGUCCAAGAGCGCGCGAGAGAGAAGAAUGAUGAUCAAGAGGGCGCGGAGCGCGCACAUAAUUAUCUCAUGCGCGUAUUGCAUAAUGGGAGUAGGAUGCUUCUUUCUCAUCAUUUUGCCAGCUUUCGGUGUGUCGAUGAGACUGACGCCGAACAUCACUGAUCCGGGGAGACCGAUGCCUCUGCAAACCUAUUACGUCUAUGACGUGACAAGGCGGCCGCAGUACGAGCUGACAUUUAUCAGUCAGGCCAUCUACAUUGUUCUUGCUAUGAUGUCUUAUACCGGAAUUGACAAUUUUCUCGGUCUGUUGGUAUUUCACAUAUGCGGACAACUGGACAUUCUCACGGAUCGUUUGGCGCAUUUGGAUAAAUAUAUCAAUUCACGUGGCAUACUGAGAAACUGCGUGGCGAAACAUGUCUGUUUGCUCAGAGCCAUCGAUGUGAUCGAAGAUACGUACAAUAUAACGCUUCUCGCGUUAUUCCUGUACUUUGCGAUACUCUUUGCUUUGUAUUGUUUCCGGAUAAUUAGCCUAUUCGAUGAAGGAAAUAAUCUAUCGCUCGUACACGUAGUGUAUUUCACAUCCAACGUUUUCAAUAUUUUUGCGCAUAUGUGCUUAUAUUGUGCUCUCGGCGAGAUUUUGGUGGCCCAGUGUAACGAGAUAUAUUAUGCGGCGUACAGUAACGAAUGGUAUUCGGUGAAUUCAAAGAAUGCUAGGGAUUUAUUGCCAUUAUUGAUCAGAGGUGCUAAACCGAUCUAUCUCACCGCUGGAAAAGUGUUUCCCAUGACAAUAGCUACAUUCUGUGGGCUAAUAAAAACAUCAGCUGGUUAUAUAUCUGUUUUGCAUACAACGAGAAAUUAAUGAAGAAGUGAGAUAAAUAUAAUUUUUCAUGUAAUUUUUGACGGAUACGAUAGCUUUGAAAAAAAAACUGUUAAAUUAUCGAAUAUAUUGUUUAUAAAUAAAUUAUAAAUCUUGUUGCACAAUUUGAUUGAAAUAUGUUACGGAAAUAUUCUCCUUGUACAAGGAGGUUGAGGUAGAGAAGCCUAAAAUUAAAAUUAAAAUGAACAUACUCAUGUACAUACAUU